AUGUUUCUGUCAUCAAUCUUUCCCAACCGAGGAUCUAGUUUUAGGCUAGACUCCGAUAUCCCCCCUCUAGAUGGCAAGGUCAUCCUCGUAACUGGGGGUACAAGUGGCCUUAGCAAACAGACCAUUGUCGAGCUAGUCAAGUAUCGCCCCGCACGUAUAUGGCUGGCGACGCGCAACGCUGAAACGGCGUCGGCUACCGCCUCGGAGAUCAAGCAGGCGGUUGGCAAUGAAAGUGUUCUCUCCAUCCUCGUACUGGACCUAAGCUCACUUGAGACGUCGGCCCGACUGGAUCUCCUCAUCUUAAGCGCGGGAGUCAUAACAUCGGCGGCAGCGCAGACCACUGAUGGGUACGAACUGCAGUUCGCGACUAAUCAUCUCGGUCACGCACUCCUGGUGCAGAAGACUGUUGCCGUUGUAACUGGAGACACAGCGGACAGAUCCGCGAGCAAAUGUGCGCAUCGUGAGCCUAACCUCAACCACUCAUCGGAUAGCCCCCCUGGUGGCAUUCGCUUCGAGCUGCUCCAGUCUCCUGCAGAGACUCUCUCGCUAUUACCCCGCUAUGCUCAAAGCAAGCUGGCCAACGUCCUGUACGCCCGCGCACUAGCUCGGCGUCAGCCCGACCUCACGGUCGUCUCUGUGCACCCGGCUAUCUCGGAGUCGCCCCUCAUCGGCCAGUUUGCCGAGUCGCUCUCUCUCAAUCUGGAUAUGAUCCGAGUAACCUCACCACUGUGGAUGCACGAUAUCCAAGAGGGCGUCAAACAUCCAUUGUGGGCCGCGUUCGCGCCAGAUGUGCGCAGUGGAGAAUAUUAUGAGCCAGUUAGCGUGCGUGGAAGGGCGAGUCGCGAUGCCUCCAAUAAUGAGCUAGAGCGCAAACUGUGGGAUUGGACGGAGAAUGAGCUACAUGAAUGGAAGUAA
Penicillium robsamsonii is the source of this 915-nucleotide messenger RNA. RefSeq lists its product as uncharacterized. The transcript has 2 exons. Bases 1 to 915 code for a protein of 304 amino acids. The record is from RefSeq and is a predicted model, not a curated record. NCBI's taxonomy places the organism in Eukaryota, Fungi, Ascomycota, Eurotiomycetes, Eurotiales, Aspergillaceae.